AUGUUCGCCUUGAACACUUCCCCUCGAUCUCGAACUCGUCAAUACUCUUCAUCCUCCUCGUCUUCUGACGUAUCCAUGGCACAACGCGACUCUAUGGACAUUGACAUGGCUGGUGUGUUGGAUAUCCAGCGUGCUCUCGAUAUUGCUCGCAACACUGAAGGCGACCUCGACCACUCUGUCGCAAAGUACCUGGAAGAACAGCUUGCCCAAGUAUGGGGCCGACUUGAGUCUCGUCCCAACAGCUACGUUCUUUCCAAGGACGAGUUCGCCAUCUUCAACUACUUCGUUGGUCGUUACCGAGACUCAGAGGUGGCCGAGAAGGCCAUUGCACGCUUCUGGUCAAGCUACCAGGACAACAGCUCCUCGUAA
This is a messenger RNA of Aureobasidium musti, 369 nucleotides long. Lineage: Eukaryota; Fungi; Ascomycota; Dothideomycetes; Dothideales; Saccotheciaceae. The record is from the annotation of a GenBank genome assembly.